AUGCUGUCGCUUCCCCUCAUCACACCGCGCCCGGAUGCUAGCCUCUGGCCCUCGCACCGAUUGAGCAACACCUCCUUCGACGCCCCUUCCGCCGACUCGCAGAACCCCUCGUCCAGCAAUGGCCACCGCCGGCCGAACUCACGCCAUGGACACCACUCUUCCUCCUCCCGCUCAGCCCUCGCUGCCCUAGCUGCGGAUGAGAAUGUCAUCUACCAGCGCAAACAGAAUGUUCGGCGCUUCGGCGCAGGCUGGAUUCGUCCUCCCGGUGUCGCGAAGACCUAUCAAGCUACUAUGGACGAAGCAGCUGAGCGCGAAGAGCAGGAGAUAUUGGCAAGGCGUGAACAGGUUCUGCUAGAUCUUGCAGCUGCUCAGACAGAGACAGCCAACCAACAGCAGGCGGCAGAAGGCGCGGACGAAGAGAUGGCGGAACCUGAGAGAGAUCUUGAUGAUGAGGUACCUGAGGCAGAGGCGGAUGAGAGCGACGUCUCUGUCACCGAAGAUGACGUGAGCGGGGUCGAUGAAGGAGACAACGGCCAUCAAGGCCAAGCAGCCGAUAUCACAUUCAACGAGGACAGUUUCAUUGAGGGGAGCAUGGUUGCUGGCGAGGUCGAACGCAUGCUCGAAAUGGAGGAAGCAGAGAUGACUGGAGUCUUGCAGGAGGAACGUGAUCUUGACGACGACAUCCCUGAGGCCGGAAGCUACGAACACACCGAAACGGAUCUUGAAGACUCAAGCUCAGAGGAAGAUGCGAGCCGAGGGCCAGCACCGAGCACAGGAAGACGAAGCUCCGGAAGGCAGAGUUCAGGCCGAUCAAGUUUUGGCAUAAGAGGCGGAAGAAGGAACAGGAGCAGCAUCGAGAUUGAAGGAAGCAGCUCCAUUAUUGAUGGCAGUUCAUUCCUACGCAGUUCUCCUGCUGCAGCCAGAGGCUCAUUGAGGAGCCAGUUCAUGAGAUCACGCGGCAGGGCCGAGUAA
Messenger RNA from Lindgomyces ingoldianus, 972 nucleotides. RefSeq lists its product as uncharacterized. The coding region runs from base 1 to 972 and encodes 323 amino acids. Gene Ontology annotation, cellular component: anaphase-promoting complex. The record is from RefSeq and is a predicted model, not a curated record. Gene Ontology annotation, biological process: anaphase-promoting complex-dependent catabolic process. The transcript is spliced from 2 exons. Lineage: Eukaryota; Fungi; Ascomycota; Dothideomycetes; Pleosporales; Lindgomycetaceae.